Linum trigynum is the source of this 1138-nucleotide messenger RNA. The record is from the annotation of a GenBank genome assembly. NCBI's taxonomy places the organism in Eukaryota, Viridiplantae, Streptophyta, Magnoliopsida, Malpighiales, Linaceae.
GUAGCGCUCUCCCUAUAUUGCUUAAGCUCUUGGCUUUGAGGAACAUGGAUUCAUGACCUAGAGGGGAAUAUGAGCGGCUGGAAGAAAAAAUAGGGAAGUCUGGUCAUUUUCUCCAUUAUAUACUCCUUCAUCCGAUCUGGGGUUUAGCUUAGGGUUUAAUUAGUUCUAAGGAGUAUUUUGGAAAAUUCUCAAUUACGGGUGAGUUUAAUCCAAAACUCAGUUAGCUUUCGUAACUUUCUCGUUUCAUAUAAAAAGUCGACACCGUUCUAACCGAGAGUUAACAUUUUUAGUCCUCGUCGAUAUUACAGUGGAAUUUGAAAAAUUUCGCCAUAAGCAUAAUAGUCAUUUUGACUUUUGGCAAGAGCAGGGUGUAAUAGAGUGAGGUGGAUCGGCUCUACUGAAUGCCUCAUGGAGAAGAGAGCUAGCAACCCUCUGUUUGUGAUCAGAUGUCCAGACUGCAGGCUGGAGAUGACAUAGCGGGUGAGCAGGGUAUGCAGGAUCCUCCAAGGGGUCCUCACCUUUACCGCAUUAGUGUGGCUCGCUUCGUAAUCCUCGUGCUCAUGCUUUGGACGACUAAGGACCUUGAAUGCGACCUGAUAGUGGAAGUCGGCUGUGUACUGCCGCUCUGUCAUCGUCAUGUACGUUGGGUUGAGCCCCAUGGACUGGGCAAAGGCAUCAUAGGUCAACACUCGAGUCUGACCUCCCAGCAUGAACUCCACAUAUGGCCGACUCUUCUUGCCGGUCGGGACUACGUGGGAGAACAUGGAGUAGAACUCCACGCAGAGUUCGUGGUAAAUGAACUCGCCAAUCGAGAGCAGCAGGCGCCACUAGGGGUGACAGAUGACCCCUGACAUUGAGGCUCGGCACCUGAACAUGUUAAACAUGUCCAGGUCCAGCCGCCAAUGCUGCUCAAUCGGGCUAUCCCGCUGGUAGGAGAACUUAUCUCAGAACUGGGCGUGGUUCACCAGGUAACUGAUGAACUCCUGCACCACGUUCAACAUCCUGAAAAAUCGACAACCAUGCACCAUACGUGCAAGUAAACGUCAAUAACAGCUCAUUGGGAGGAAAAAGAAUUCCCCCCCCCCCCCAUACUUAAAUUUCCAGUCCGGAUCCAUGCUAAUCAAAACAAUUAAGCUUA